Schistosoma spindalis is the source of this 4202-nucleotide messenger RNA. NCBI's taxonomy places the organism in Eukaryota, Metazoa, Platyhelminthes, Trematoda, Strigeidida, Schistosomatidae. The record is from the annotation of a GenBank genome assembly.
GGAAUACGUAGCCGCUAAAACGAGUUGUGUUGCUACGCUCAAGUUACUUAGGCAAUUUGUCUUUAUAUAUGUUUGUUAGUGUGGAUCCAGUCAAAUGUAGGGAUAUUGUGUAUACAUAAAUUGAGUAAUUAUUGGAGAAGAAACUUACGUUUAUGCAAACUUUUAACGACACUUCACACAGCUCUAUAGUCAUUUUCAUCGCUUCUGCCUUUAUGUACAUCAAGAUGAUUCGUCAACAUGGCGAGCAAGUAACAUAAGAUAAUAUGUAUCAAUACGAUAUACUUUCAUUUUCAAACAUAGUUUUUCAAUAAUACAUUUCUACAAACAAAAUGACCCUAUUUUUGGUUAGAAUUUAUUUUAGCUGACAUUCUUUUAAUCCAUAUAGUUUUGCCCGUUUGAUAUUUUGCCGCAACUCAUAAUCAACCCAACUAUUAUUUUGCGUCAUAACAUAUGUGUUCAUCAAGACCAUCUGAAUUCAGUUCACCUCACAACAGACUUUACAUAAGUAAAAUCCUUUUAAUUGCGACUAUUAUUGGUAUGCUGUGUGUUAUCAGUGGAUCUUGCGGUAUAUUAUUAUGGGGUUUCAUACCAAACUUGAUUAAAUUGAACAAUCUGGCUUUAAGAAUUAAUGCAGUUCUAUGUAUAACUGGCUCUAUGAUUGUUUCAGUAAAUAUCUUCUAUAUGUACUGUAAACAAUGUCGGUCUAUUCAAAAAAAGAAACGAAAAAAAAGGAUAAAUACGUUUAAAAGUGGUGUUCACUACUCUGAUGGAGAAUUGUGCCCUGAAAAUGAAAGUUUCAUUACAAACUAUCAGCUUUCCGCUCCAAGCUCACUGUCCAUGCCUGAAGUGUUCACCACAAAUGGUGAUUUAACAAGAAAAACAUUUGUUUCUCUUGGAUCACUAGAUUUGGAGAAAUUUGAAGUGGUCGGAGUUGUGCACAAAACAAGUUCCAACCUUGAUUUUGGCAGUGUUGAAGGUGGUGAAGUUGAGAAGAACUCUGUCGGUGGAAAAUAUCGCUAUUCAACUAGUUCGUAUCCAAAUAUAUUAUUUGUUGAUAAAUUCCCCAAUAUUUUAUCCGGUAAAGCACUUUAUUUCCGUGGUAGUAGUAAUACCCACGAUAACAAAAGUGCUGUUUACUUUACUACGAACACAGAUGAUAUUCGAACAACCACUCUUACUGGUGUUUUUAGUGCUACUCAAAAUUCCUAUUCCGAAGAUACCUGUAUCACUAAUAAUCAGAAAAAGCCUUAUACAACUAUGUCUUAUUUACUUCCUCGGGUUUCUAUCCAGGAAAUUAAAGAAACCACUUCAAAUAUACCGACAUCAUCAGAUUUUGCUACUGUUCGUCGAACAAGGUCUGAUAGAAUUAAACAUGCUAAAAUAAAUCGAUCAAUUGUAACACCUGCCGGUUACUCGUUGGAUGGUCCAGCAUUUUCAAAAUUAGAAAAUACUAACCAAAGUAAUAAAAUCUCUGGUUUAGAGAAUAUUAAUAAUAACGAAAAAUAUCGCCUUAUUACAAACAAGACAAUAACAAGUCGUCAUAAGCUUAGCAUAUACUCUGAAAUGUCAACAUUCGAUAAUAAUUGUACCUCGUAUAUGACUAACGUAACACCAUUUAAUGGUCAAGCUAGUCUAUUCAACUUGAAUACUAACACUAUCCCUACAACCAAUAUUCCUGAUAUAAACAAUAAUAAUAUCGGGAGCAUAAAUGAUAAAGCCGCUGAUAUUAAUCACACCGAGCCAUCAAUCAUUUCAUUAGAAAACCAAGCAUUGAUGGUCAGUAGUUCAUCACCGUAUGAAUUAAAUGGUAAAACUACCGUUAUUUCUCAACGACAAAAUAAUAUCAAUAUGAAUAAUACACAAUCUCAAAAUCAUGUUCUAUCAUGUGCAACACUAUUCGCUGCUAAUGAUGAAGAAAAUCUGAAUAAUAAUCCCAUUAAUGGAGAUGUGGCAGUUAAUAGUACCAAUACUGAAGUCAAUGGAUUGAAAUAUUUACAGAAAAUCUAUUCCAAAUGGAGUGUAUUUCCUGUUUACAUUGAAAAUGAGAAAAGUGGUGUUAAACACAAUAGUGGUAGUAUUGAUAAAUGUGAUACACUAUAUGAUAACAAUUGUGAUGAGAAUAGCGAAGAAUCUUCACCAAGAAAACUUUCGAUUUCUACAAUAUCUCAUCAUCAUACUAAAGGACCUUUACAUUCGAUAAUUAAUCCGGUACAAUCAUUGGUUAACAGAAUAAGAAAUCGUUGGACUAUUUGUCGCAUACAUAAAAAAUCAAGUGGUAGAAAUAAGAAAAAUCAUCAACAAAUGAAGGUAAAGAUGGAAUUAUGCACAUUGCAGACUUUCCUUCACCUCCUAUAAAUUUAUUUUCAGUUUAGAUCACAACUUGCACUUAGCUAAACCACCACUGAAAACCAGAAAGCACUGGGCAUCCGUUUCUUUUCAACAUGGGACUUAACAAUACUGCUCUUCCAUGACCUCACCGAAGAUCGAGCCAAAGAUCUUUGAUCUCUCAGCGAACGACUGACCCCUAGACUACUGAGCCGGUUUACAUAUUCACUUCUAAUCAUUCGCAGUAAAUGUACAACUAUCAUCCUGUUCAAUUGGUGAUAUUUUUUUCGAAGUAUCUUUCAGGGUUAAUCUUGUAUAUUUUUUGAAAAUGUCCUGUAAAUAGUGUCAUUCAUUGAUUCAAGUACGAGUUGAAAUCCAAAUUUGUCAAACAGAAUAUAAACAUCUUACAAAUAUUUACUUAUUUUAUCAACCAAUAUGUAAGGGAAAAACUCAUUUAUUAAUAACGAUGACGGUAACGUUCGAAUUGGCAUUGUGUCGAUCAAAAUUUGAUUGUGUGUAUUCUAUAUUUUGAAACAUUUACUUAUCAAUUGUGUAAAUAUGUUUGACAAUUAUUAGCUUCAACACAUAAUCUAGAGAGCAUAAAAUAUUCACAAACUUUUCUACCAUAAUACAAACAUACUGAUAUAUUAUGGUAUGAAGUCAUUGUCACUGUGAUCUGUUUGUAAUAUUUCUAUCAGGUGACUAACGUGACAACGUAGAAUCUGACAGAAGGAAGUGUCAAUUUACAUUAUCAAAGAGAAAGAAAACAAUUCUUUUAAAACUCGCGACAUACGGAUUCACGUACUUGGCUUCGAGCCACACUACAAAUACAAAAACACGGAAAAAGACGAAACUAAAAAGUUUUAGCAAAGAGGCUGUUCGUGAAUUUUCUGACUUCUCUUUAACACAAGAUCUAAGUAACAUCAGUGAUAUUAGACUGGAAGUUGAUAAUAAUGGAAAAAGACAUCGUAGACAAACAAUCAUUACAAAUGCAUCAAUUUUUUCAUUGCCCGCUAUUCCACCAGCGUUAUGGAAUGCUGAACGCCCUGUAUGGAUUAUGGGUGUACCAUUAGAGAACAAUGGUGAUAAUGAUGACGAUCACUGGUUUAAAGUAGACGCUAACAAACUUAUCCUGUUAAGACAAAAAUCAGAAUUGAGCAAUUUAACAGACAAUAAGAAUCAUCCAAACAUCACCGGAUCAUCCUCUUCAAUUUAUGCAUUUCAUGUACGACCACCGCCAAGACUGAAACCAAUUACUACAAAAGUAAGCCGACUACAAUGUGAACUUCAUUUAAAUCAGCAUACACGCGCACAAUCUGUCGGACAAAUGCUAACUUCGGAAAGAUCAGCUUUAAACAUUACAUAGUAAUUAUCAUUUCUAUAUUUUUUCUAUGAAAAAAAAUUAUUCGUUGUGUUUUCUUAAUUCCCGGUCUAACGACAUUCUGCUCAUUAUUUCAUUUUCACAAUCAUUAUACUAAUUUAUGACCGAUACUCAUUAUCUCGAUCAUAAUGACAUUAAAUAUAGUUACCAUUACAUACCAAAUAACUAGUUAUAGGAAGCACAAUUAUCUAAUAAUUUCCCCCUCGCUCUCUGACACAUUUCGAUGUAAAUACGCAUAGAAGUAAGAACAAUAAAAAAAGCUAGAACAACAAUAAUUAAUAAUAUACAUACAUACAUUUUCCAUUAACAUCAUUUCAUACAUAUAUUUUUUAAGAAAAAACAAAGAAUAAAUUUUUCACAUGAUUUUUUGGUAGAUUUCAUAAUUUUCUUUUUUUUCAUUUUGCAAUUUGUAUUUCGGAGAAAUGAUGUUUUCUCCAUGGCGUAUAAUAUUAGUAAUCAUAACAAUAAUAUUUGUUAAUAUUUCACAUUUGAGACG